AUGCAAGGGUCAGUGGAUCUGGUCGAUGUGCAAGCUCAGCCUCUACCAGAAACGAAUAAUGUGGCCGGGAUCUCCAAUAAUCCUUAUUUCACCGCAGGACUCGGUCUCGCAGCCUUAGGCACUGUUGUAGCAGCCGCACAGAAAGGCCUUCGCCAUGCUGGAAGCCUGUUGAAGAGGCGACUCUUGGUAGAUGUCGAAAUCAACAUAAAAGAUGAAUCUUACCCUUGGUUCCUCCAUUGGAUGAAGGCACACAAGCAGUCUCAAUUGCAUGUCCAGUCCGGAGGAGUAAAGGCUACGAGUAGUCAGGGCAACAACAAAGGUUUGGUCCAGCAUCUUCUCCGGCGCUUCAAUCCCCGAAUCCAUCAUCUAUCAAUCAAGACGGAUAGGGUAGAGCAUCCAAAUGGCUCCGUGCAAACCCAAUUUUCGCUGAUCCCAGGUCCUGGAAAGCACAUUCUACGCUAUAAAAAUGCGUUUCUUAUGGUCGAACGCGUUCGAGAGACUAAAUCCAUGGACCUUGCCCACGGACGGCCCUGGGAGACAGUCACUUUGACUGCUCUUUAUUCGCAGCGACACGUCUUUGAAGAGUUGUUCAGUGAAGCUCAUCGCCUAGCAGAGAAGUCCACGGAAGGUAGGACCAUUGUCUACACUUCAAGAGGGUCAUCUUGGGAAGUUUUUGGUAGCCCACGCAGAAAACGACCUAUUGAGUCGGUUGUAUUGGAUGAAGGGGUCAAGGAGCGCAUAGUGGAGGAUGUCAGAGAUUUCUUGUGUAGUGGGACAUGGUACUACAGCAGAGGCAUCCCGUAUCGUCGGGGAUACUUGCUCCAUGGACCUCCAGGCAGUGGAAAAAGUUCUUUCAUUCAGGCUCUGGCAGGUGAACUAGAUUACAACAUAGCGAUGCUAAACCUUAGCGAACGGGGUCUGACAGAUGAUCGACUGAACCACCUCUUGACCGUCGUUCCGCGGCGGACCAUAGUACUUCUUGAAGACGCAGAUGCAGCUUUUCGCAACCGCCGCUUGCAGACAGACAUUGAUGGCUAUAGAGGCGCCAACGUAACCUUUUCUGGGUUGCUCAAUUCGCUCGAUGGGGUGGCAAGCGCCGAGGAACGCCUACUUUUUCUGACCACUAAUCACUUGGAGCGACUUGACAGAGCCCUUAUCCGACCCGGCAGGGUAGACAUGCUUGUUCACAUUGGUGAAGUAUCAAAGUGGCAAGCAGGCAAAUUAUGGGAUCGGUUCUAUGGCGAGCUUGAUCCUGAGGGAACGAAUAAGGCUCGAUUCUUGGGACGCUUGGUCGAUCUUGGUCUCCUUGAGAGCUCUACAAGGGCCACGGUGGGCUGUCCAAGUCCUGCUGCGCUACAGGGACUCUUUCUUUACAACAAAGACAACAUGGACGGAGCAAUUCAGAUGGCACAGGAACUAGUUGCUCCAGUGCGCGCUUCCAAAACGUGUGACCCUGGCCCAGAGACUACAUCCCAUCCAUGA
Bacidia gigantensis is the source of this 1482-nucleotide messenger RNA. RefSeq lists its product as uncharacterized. Gene Ontology annotation, molecular function: ATP binding; ATP hydrolysis activity. Gene Ontology annotation, cellular component: mitochondrial inner membrane. The coding region runs from base 1 to 1482 and encodes 493 amino acids. The transcript is spliced from 2 exons. Lineage: Eukaryota; Fungi; Ascomycota; Lecanoromycetes; Lecanorales; Ramalinaceae. The record is from RefSeq and is a predicted model, not a curated record. Gene Ontology annotation, biological process: protein insertion into mitochondrial inner membrane from matrix; mitochondrial respiratory chain complex III assembly.